Molecule: messenger RNA, 2328 nt
Organism: Oreochromis aureus
Lineage: Eukaryota; Metazoa; Chordata; Actinopteri; Cichliformes; Cichlidae
Exons: 16
Coding region: 19-2328 (769 amino acids)
Source: RefSeq, a predicted model, not a curated record
UGAUUGACCUCCUUUAAGAUGCUCCACCUCCUGUUCGUCCUGUCUGUUCUAAUUGGAGUGUCAGGAGCUUGGCAGAUAAUCACUGGUUCUUCAGUGCUGGACAUCAGCUCGUGUCCCAUCACUUAUUAUGGACAGAAGUACGAGCAAAUCUAUGUCGCCUUCAUGAGUGAAAACAUUGCAUUUUGCUUUGACAACUUUUUCAACCCUGAAACUGGAGGUGACUGUCUUGUGGGGACUGCACCUGACUUGGACAGCAUUGAGUUUUGGAUAAAUGAACCCAAUGCUGGAAUCCAAAAGCUGAUUUAUGACAAUGUAGCAACAAUUCAGAACAGGAUGGAAUGCUACGUGUUGUUUAUCAUGGAGCUCAAUGGGAAAGACUAUGAUUUGGUUCCAGUUAAUUUCGGGACACAAACGGCUCUGAUUGUGGAAAUAUUGGCAUUUGGUUCAGUGGUGUUUGAGGCUCUGGUUGGUGGUGUCACAACUGAUAUAAUGGCUGUUUCAUUCGGUCCCUACAAUCGUCAAUAUCAAAGAUUCUUUGACAUCAGUGGAUGCAGACAUGCUGGUGCUGUGUAUGAAUAUGGUGCAGUGCUGAGCUCAGAUCCAAAAACCUGCUUUAGUCUCACCUGUUCUGACACUGCAGCUCUGCAGAUUUCUAGCUGUGGCCCUCUGGAGCGUUGUGAAGGCAACGGCAUCUGCAUGUUGAACUCCACCUGCACUGUGACUGGCCCCACUGUCAUUGACUUCCAUGGCCAGGUUAACUCUGUUGAGAAUCGGUGUUCAUAUUCUCUGGUCUUGACUCCAUCAGUCCCAAACUUCCAUGUUUUGGGGAAUUUCCUGGAACGCCGACUUAAAGACAUGAGCUUUUUGGACAGUGUGACACUGGUUCUGGACAGGCCCAGCAUUAAAUUUCAUCUGGAACAAGGUGGGAGAGUUCGGCUGGACAACACAAUCCUGACGCUCAACAGUUCGCCUCAGCUGGUUCACAAUGUGGAGCUCUCUAAAGACCGAACUGGAGUCACUGCCAAGUUGUUGCUCUCGUACUCCACCAUCUCUGUCUUCUUUGACGGCUACACUGCACAGAUCCACUUAGAAGGACCUGCUGAUUUACCUCUAGAGGGUCUGUGUGGAAACUCCAGCAGGUCUCUGAGUGACCUGAGGCUCUCUGAGUACAGCUCUACCAGUUGUGAGGUGAAAUACAAUGAUGCUGCUGACAGCACAAUCAACUGCAACAAGAUGAUUGAACGCUGUAAUCUCCUGAAAGAGGCGCCCUUCUCCUCCUGUAACAGUGACAUUGACCCAGAGCCCUACAUAACCGCCUGCACCGACACUUUGUGUAAAUAUCCUGCAGUGGACGGACUCAACUGUCAGUUCCUGAAGGCCUACGCCAGAGCCUGCAGUCUACACAACCACACUCUGGAUGGCUGGACCUCAAAGACCAGCUGCUCCUCUGCAGCCUUCUGUCAGGACAGGAUCUGCAGCGAUCACGAGUUCUGCGGUCAGAAGACAGUCGGUGGUGACACUCGCUGCUUCUGUCGGGCCAUUUUUGCCUCCAAAUACAGAUCAACCGACACUUUGGGUGAUCAAACAGUCUGCAGCCAGAACUCUGCUUUGCUCUCUCUGGUCGGUUGUCUCUUGGAGGACAAAGGCAUCGACUACUCUGCCUUACACCUCAACGACCCGACCUGCAGGGGUCAGAUGGACAAGCUCACCCACAUGGUGACCUUCAGCUUCAACAGCAGCAACAGCUGUGGGAUGGUGGUCACGACUAACAACAGCCAUAUUAUCUACACGAACACCAUAACGAACCAGAACAGCUCCUCUGAUGUCAUCACUCGCCGAGACCAAGUCUACAUCGACUUCUCCUGUGUCCACAUUCAGCCAGCUAUCCAGACUGCUAACUUUAGGAUCAGAGACAGUUCUGUGAUCCAGCAUGCUACACCCAGUGUUUGGAAUUACACUUUGACCAUGAAGGCCUACACUGAUGUAGGUCGCACACAAGCUGUGGAGUCUUUCGCUGAAGUUCCUCUGAACCAGAGAAUCUGGGUGGAGCUGAAGGCUGAUGGGUUGGAUGAAGAAAUGGUUGCCAUGGUAACAGACUCUUGCUGGGCCACCGACCUGGCGUCGUCCUCUGGGAGCCUCAGAUAUGACCUGAUUAUCGAUGGUUGUGCUAACCCCGCUGACCAGACUGUGGAGGUGAAGGAAAACGGGUGGGGAACCUCCAACUAUUUCUUCUUCAAUAUGUUUCAGUUCACUGGGAGCUCAGGUGAAAUCUACCUGCACUGCAAAAUCCACCUGUGCCCCAAAAGGAGAAACAAAUGCAUCCCGUAA